AGCGUAAGGAAAAAUUCCUUGUUUACUGUAUAAUAAUCCAUGAGUUAUGUCUGAAUUCAUCGACACAUAUGACUCGGCAGCGACUCAGUUUGGCCGUCUUCGAAAUCCUCGAGAAGACUAGGGGUUAAAAAAAAAGUUUUACUUGUCCGCUACUGCUGAAGAGGAUGACUGCUGUUAUUCUUAUAGUGUCCCGCGUUUGAAUAGCGCGCUUACAACGAGCACUAGAAAGUUAUGGCUACAUGUUUCCUUGUGUAUGAGCGACAAACAGCGGCGCGUGCGGCGUCAUCGUCCGUCGUUUCCCGCAGUCAUCCUCUUCGUAAACUUUCAAACAAAAAACACUUGACAACAAACCAACAGCAAGUACAGAAACCAGUUUGAAGUUUGUUUGAAAUUUUUUUUUUACUGGAAAAAUCCAACUUAAUCCUGUACUACAAGGAUAACAUACGACGUACGCGGGUUAAUUGUGAGAUUUGAAAUUAGAUUUAGGCUUACACCGAUAGAUGGUAGAGAUAAAUAUUUAGUUCCCGUGUCAGAAGCCAUCUGUUAUGUGUUGCUAGAUCUGGCGAGCGACCCCACAUCUUGUGAAAACGAAAUCUAAAACCGCGAUAAGAAGAAAGAUGACAACAGGUUCGGUGAAUAGCCAUGGCAACCAAAGGGUUAUCUUUCUCUCUAUUCUCUCUUUUCGACUAUGUAUUAUACAUGUACAUAAUACUGAUGGUUUUGAAGUCGACCAGAUCGUUCGUCUUAAUCUUUUAUACUGACACUUGCAACUGUCAUUUCUGUGUGAACCCUUGAUCGUUCCUUGUCACUCGAGGAUUCCUUUGCUAUGACAGAUUUCACGAAAACAAUAACAAGAGAAUGGAUAGCAAUCGAAACGAACGACUCCAACGAGGACCGGUUGCUAUCCUUAUCCGUCGAUGAAGAAGACGGUCGAAAAGAGACGGCCCAGUUGAUCAGAAAGGUGUACUGCUUGCUGUCGUUGCGUAUCUUGUGCUUGACGGUGAUAGAGUGCUUCGCCAUCUACGACGAAUCAAUCAGUUCCUUCUUUUCGGGAUCCGGCGGCGGAGUUGUCAUCUUCAUGAUCUGGUUAAUUCAGUUCAUUCUAUCGGGUUACACAUCGCUAUCGGACCGUUUGGGACCGGACAAGCCGUCCAAUCAGAAACGAUUCAUCGCCUUAAACGUCAUGGAAGGUCUGGUUUGUGCCGGAGCCGCUUCCAAUCUUUACCACUCAAACAGCAUUCAGCUCGUCGAUGUUUUGCUGCUGAACGGUUCGUUGGGAAUCUUCCACUCGGGUCACGCGCUCUUCUUCAUGAAUCCCUGGUUGCUCUACCACGGACUUUACGGCGUCGUUUACGCUGCGCUGAGCGUCGGUAUUCCAAUUUUGUUGGCGUUCAAUUUGAACUCGUCAUACGCAGCUUCCGGUAGCGAUCUGUCAGUCGAAGAUGAUCCAUCGGCCAGGAGCACCGAUUGGAAGUCUAUUUCGUGGGUUGAAAUCGCUUGCCUCGGUUGGCUGUGCUGUUUGUGGUAUUCGCUAGAGACGCACGCCGUCGUCACCAAGAGGCAUCGCUUCCGCUUUGAGCGACACCAGGACUGUUUUUUCGUCAUGUUGUGUUUCGCUUACGCCGAUGUUUGGAAUGUUUUCGCCAAGUGCAGGUUAUUCUUCGUGACGAAAUCGAGUGAAACGGAGGCCCAGACGGACCAAGAAGAGUAGCGAGCGACACCCCGCCGUGCGGAUGCUGAACGGCAACUUGCUGGCUGACUUGCGACUCUUUUCAUCCGCGUCGCUUUGUCUUCCCGUCUGGAUUCUUCAAAUGGUUUCUUCGCCCUUACGGCGCUGUGUACUAAUGCACGCUCUCACUAAAAACACACCGGAAGGAACUCGCACGUGAUCCAGGAUCGGAAAUCGAUCAACCAGCAGUCGGAACUCGUGCCGUUUCCCAUUUCCCGACAAUUCGAAAUAUGCACAGUCUUACCACCGAGCAUUCCAGGACCCCGAGCCAUUAAUCAAGGCGUUCUUUUCUAUUUUAGCUCAUUAUCUCUGACUAUACAAGUAUACAUGUAUUCUCUUCUAGUUGGAUAAGGUUUAUGUUGGCUUACUAACAAUCUAUAGGGAUUCCAGGGCUUUUUGCCUAAUAAUGUCGAACAGCAUCCAUCCGAUACUGAAAUCGAGUUUUACCUUCAUGCCAAAUGCAUUUGUGAGCAUCGUGAGUUUACUUUGGGUUUUUCUUUAUCAUCCAUCUUUUGUGUCGAUUAAAUUUAGUAAAGUGCAAUUUAAAAACUGAUUUUUCUUGAGAUUCAUGUAAUUUUUCCGCGUGAAAAUUCGGGAGUGAACUUUAGAUGUGCUCUCUAGUUCUCAAGCUUUUGUGAGUAGUGAACGAAUGUUCCAUCUAGCGAGGGAAUUUAUGUUUGCUUGGUCGAUGGUUUCGGUUCAAUAACGGAAAUGCGGGAAAAUCCACCUGGCAUGUAAAGUAACAAACCCAAAAUAUUUCGUGUACCGUUUCGUUUUGAUUUUUGUUCGCAAUUGUAAAGAGUAGUUCACUGUUCAACGGUUAGUGAUAGACGCAAGGUGAAGAGGCUGAUU
This is a messenger RNA of Daphnia pulicaria, 2581 nucleotides long. RefSeq lists its product as uncharacterized. The transcript is spliced from 4 exons. Bases 827 to 1711 code for a protein of 294 amino acids. Lineage: Eukaryota; Metazoa; Arthropoda; Branchiopoda; Diplostraca; Daphniidae. The record is from RefSeq and is a predicted model, not a curated record.